AUGUACUACUACAAGAGCGCCACUGAUACAGUUCCUAUGCUUCUAAUUCUACUCUUCAGCCUCACAGUUUUGCUGCAAUUUCAAGGCAAGGCGGUGGUGGCUUUGCCAGGCUCCAGCUGCCAGAGAUGGUGCGGCGAUGUUGAAAUUAUAUACCCAUUUGGGAUUGGUGCUGGCUGUGCAAUGAAAGGAUUUGAGCUCGAUUGCAACAAGACUUCUGCGGAGGCAGACACCAACGUGACCUUUUUGUUCAACAUGCCACUGCUGAAUAUAUCGCUGCUCCAAGGUGAGAUACGGGUGACGCACCGCAUCUCAUCCAUGUGCUACAACCAGUCGACAAGGAACAUCUCCUAUAACGAGGGGCUAAUGAACCUCAACGACUCACCAUUCACAUUCUCGGAGCAGCGCAACAAGUUCACAGUUAUCGGCUUCAACACAUUCGCAUACAUGAUCGGCACAACUAAUGUGCUUGGGUGUUUGGCGCAAUCCGGGACCUACAACAACCUCACGGCACAAGAUGGGUUUUGCGAUGGUGUUGGCUGCUGCCAGGUUGCGCUCACGGGCAACAUGUCUUACUAUUACGCAGAUUUCCUUCGUCAAUACAACACUACCAACAUGAGCACCACAGAUGGCGCAGAGUACUGUGGCUAUGCUGUGAUGAUGGAGGCUCGAGCAUUCCAUUUUCGCACAACAUACCUUAACACGACAGAGUUCUGGAAAGAAAACGAUGGCCGUGUCCCAGUGAUCUUGAACUGGGCAGUGGGCAACGAGACCUGUGAUAUUGCCAAGACAAAUGCAACUUCGUAUGCUUGUGUUAGCAAUAACAGCACAUGCAUUGAUUCAGUCAAUGGUCUAGGCUACCUCUGCAAUUGCACUGAAGGCUACACUGGCAAUCCUUACCUUCCUGAUGGAUGCCAAGAUAUUGAUGAGUGUGCUGUCAACGUUCCACCUCCAUGCCCGGGGCAUUGCAAGAACACAAACGGGAGCUUCAUUUGCCCAGAUCAAAAGCCUCCAAGUUCCUUACGCUAUGGCACUGUGGUCCUAAUUGUCGGUCCAAGCAUCGGGGUUGUAAUUGUGGUCAUAGCCAUCACCUGCACGUACCUGAUCCUUGAAAGGAAGAAGCUGUCCAACAUCAAGCAGAAGUAUUUCCAACAACAUGGUGGGAUGAUGUUGCUACAAGAGAUAAGCCUAAAGCAAGGAACUGGCUUCUCCAUCUUCACAGAAGCAGAGCUCAUUGAGGCGACCGACAAGUUUGAUGACAAGAACAUCCUCGGCCGUGGUGGCCAUGGCACCGUCUACAAGGGUUUGCUCAAGGAUGGUAGUCUCAUCGCAGUCAAACGGUGCGUAUCAAUGACCAGUGAGCAGCAGAAGAAGGAGUUCGGCAAAGAAAUGCUCAUCCUUUCCCAGAUCAACCACAAGAACAUUGUCAAGCUGCUGGGCUGCUGCCUUGAAGUAGAGGUUCCCAUGCUAGUUUACGAGUUUAUCCCCAAUGGCACACUGUUUCAGUUCAUCCAUGGUGACAAUGGCUCUCGCAACAUCCCCUUCUCAACUCGGAUACGCAUUGCCCUCGAGUCUGCCCUGGCCUUAUCCUACCUUCAUUCCUGGGCAUCGCCGCCAAUUCUGCACGGUGAUGUCAAAUCUUCCAACAUACUUCUGGACGAGAACUACGAGGCAAAGGUAUCAGACUUUGGGGCCUCGAUACUAGCACCAGCUGACAAGAGCCAGUUCAUGACUCUGGUGCAGGGGACCUGCGGGUACCUAGAUCCUGAGUACAUGCAGACCUGCCAGCUAACAGACAAGAGCGACGUGUACAGCUUCGGUGUUGUUCUUUUGGAGCUGCUCACUGGCAGCACGGCGUUCAAUCUGGAAGGUCCUGAGAAUGAGAGGAGUCUUUCGCUGCGCUUCUUGAACGCCAUGAAGGAAGACAGGCUCGUGGACAUCAUUGACAGCCGCAUCAAGGCUGAUGGUAGCGACAAUGGACUGCUCGAGGAGGUCGCGGAGCUUGCGAGGCAAUGCCUGGAUAUGAUCGGCGAGAGGCGGCCAGCAAUGAGAGAUGUCGCCGAGAAGCUGGAUCGGCUAGCCAAGGUCAUGCAGCACCCGUGGGUGCCAGCGCAGCAUAACCCGGAAGAGAUGGAGAGCCUGCUUGGGGAGUCGUCGGUGGCCAGCUUAGAGAUGAUCAGCACCGGAAAUUUCAGCAUGGAGAAGAGGAUUGUGCAAGGGUUGCUGGACUCUGGGCGUUAG
Miscanthus lutarioriparius is the source of this 2238-nucleotide messenger RNA. The record is from the annotation of a GenBank genome assembly. Lineage: Eukaryota; Viridiplantae; Streptophyta; Magnoliopsida; Poales; Poaceae.